This is a messenger RNA of Nezara viridula (southern green stink bug), 1163 nucleotides long. Lineage: Eukaryota; Metazoa; Arthropoda; Insecta; Hemiptera; Pentatomidae. The record is from the annotation of a GenBank genome assembly.
GUUUACAGGAAGCGUGAAUAAAUCUUCCAUAUUCUCCGCAAUAUGGAUGCAUAUGUGAUGCUCUGGGGAAAGAAAUGUAGGUCAUCGUGUGACCUAUUUUUAGCUGACCCCGAACAGUCAUAAUUCAUGGAUCUAGAGCGAUUUGGCACUUCAGUUUGAGUGAAUCAGUGGGAAAAACACUGCCAGAUUGCUCCCAAAGGUAUCGGUUAUGCAGCUAUGGGUGAUCUGCCACGGAACCAUAGUGACCAAGGUUCAUAGCAACAUGAGGAGAAAAUGUUUUCAACAGGUGUAGGGGAGAACUUAAUCAGAUUGAUGAAAUCAUUAUACGAUAAUACAACUAUUAGAGUACACAUUAAGAUCAAAGAAAAUUCUGCUGAAGUUGAUAUCACUCAGCCUUUUUUCAGGGUAUAAGUUUCAGCUCUGCACUUCUUACAAUGUUUAUCUCAGAUAUUGUAAAAUUCUUUAAAGGCUAAUUCUUGAAGACAGGUACAGAGGAAAUUGAAAUUUUUCCAACAGUAUUGAUAUAACCAUAUAUUGAGACUUAUCAUAUUAAAUUCCAAAGUUAUGGUUUUCCAAAAAUCUUCUUAAGCAAAGAAACUAAAACCUAUUUACUGACAAUGAACAAGUCCAAUACACAUAAGAUUACACUUACCUUGCAGUCCAAAUUACAUUAACUGAUAAAUUUAGAGUAUUUCAUGCAAAAAUGAACUAGCUUUCUUUUUUUAUCUAUCACAUAUGUAAGGGAAAUCUUCAGAAAAAGAAAAAGUGUUCCUGGGAAACAAAACAAUGUUAUUUUAUGCUAUGGUUUCUUCGACAUUUUUAUUGUCUUAGUUACAUAGAUGUUAUGGAAGGUAUCAAAAUUUUUUCAAUCUCUAUUCUUCUGGCUUGCAUCCACAACUAAUCAUAUAAUAAUACACUUGGAAUCAGGUCACUUACCUUUUUCAAUUUUUAAGAAAAUAAUUAGUUAAUGGAUAAAGAAGAGAGGCUACGAUGGCUUUGCUUUGACACCCUUUAGGUACGUCUGGCAGAAGAUCUCUCAUUUCAAAGAUCAGGUCUAAGUUUGUGAAAUAGACUGUGUUAUGUACCUCUACAGUUGGGGAAUGAGGGCAAUGGUAGGCUAGAAACCAGAUGGAUGGACUGAACCUACAAAGAUGAUACAGAAC